This is a messenger RNA of Jatropha curcas, 1348 nucleotides long. RefSeq lists its product as uncharacterized. The record is from RefSeq and is a predicted model, not a curated record. Lineage: Eukaryota; Viridiplantae; Streptophyta; Magnoliopsida; Malpighiales; Euphorbiaceae. Gene Ontology annotation, molecular function: protein binding.
GAAAGAAUCUGAAAAUUGAAAGGAAAGUCCAGUUUCUGGACUUGAAAUGGCGUACAUUUCAGGGCUUCUCUCUGUUUUCCCACUGCGCCAUUUAUACCUCUCUUCUUAUCUCAGUUUCCAAUCCACUUCAUCAACUCUCUCAAUCUCAUUAUUCAGUCUUCAUUCUAACCCCAACAAGAACAACAGUUUUCAGAGUUUACAGAGAUGGAUGCAUUGGAAGUGAACAAGCAAUUGCUUGGGGAAAUUGAAGACAUGGGAUUCCCACGUGCGCGGGCAGCUAAGGCACUUCAUUAUUCAGGCAAUACUAGCCUUGAGGCUGCCAUAAAUUGGAUCAUUGAUCAUGACAACGAUCCAGACAUCGACCAACUGCCACCCUUGAUAGCAGUGAACAUUGAUAUUGAGUCUCCUCAACCAUCUCAAACUAACGAGGAAACGCAGAAUAAAGUGCAAGAAUUGAGGGAUCAAGCUCGCAAGAGGAAGGAAGACGAAGAAAAGAAACUAGAAAGGGAAAGGGAGAAGGAAAGGAUUCGAGCAGGUAAGCAAAUCCUUGAGGCAAAGAGAAUUGCUGAGGAUAACGAAAGAAAACGUUAUUUAGCCUUGAGGAAAGCAGAAAAAGAGGAAGAGAAAAGGGCAAGAGAGAAAGUUCUUCAUAGACUAGAAGCUGACAAGGCAGAAAGAAGGCGGAUGCUUGGUUUGCCACCAUCAGUUAGCCAUACAGCCAUAAAUCCUUCCAGAUAUGUUGUGAAGGAGAAAAAGUUGCAGAACUUUUUUCAUUCUGCUACUAAGGCUGAGGAAUUAAGGGAAUGUUUAAGGUCUAUCAGGCGCAAUCACAAGAAUGACGAUGCUACAGUUCAAAGGGCCUUCCAAACUCUUCUGAUUUAUGUGGGAAAUGUUGUGAAGAAUCCUGAUGUAGAAAAAUUCAGGAAAAUCCGAAUCAGCAAUCCAAUAUUCCAGGAUAGAGUUGGAAGAUUAAAAGGAGGCAUUGAGUUUCUUGAACUUUGUGGAUUUGAAAGAAUUGAAGGGGGCAAAUUCUUGUUUCUUCCUCGCGACAGGAUUGACUUAGCAGUAUUAAACUCAGCAGGAUCUGAAAUAAGGUCUGCAAUAACAAAUCCCUUCUUUGGUCUCCUCUCUUGCGAGUAGGUGAUGAUUUGUGCCAUGUUAGGACUGGAUUCUGUAAAUUUGGUGGAAAACUUGAUGAUCAAUAAAAACAGAAAGCAUAGACAUUCAGUAUUCACAAAUUUCCUUAUCGUCCUAUACUGGGUUCCCCUGUUGUUGUAUAAGACUAUUAUGUUGUACAAACCAUUUGGAAAUGAAUUUAUAAUAUUAUCUGGUCUCUUUAUUUUGGAUU